Messenger RNA from Acipenser ruthenus (sterlet), 4565 nucleotides. RefSeq names its product F-box DNA helicase 1 (gene fbh1). Gene Ontology annotation, cellular component: nucleus. The transcript is spliced from 22 exons. Bases 337 to 3396 code for a protein of 1019 amino acids. Gene Ontology annotation, molecular function: hydrolase activity; DNA binding; ATP binding. The record is from RefSeq and is a predicted model, not a curated record. Lineage: Eukaryota; Metazoa; Chordata; Actinopteri; Acipenseriformes; Acipenseridae. Gene Ontology annotation, biological process: double-strand break repair via homologous recombination; replication fork processing.
UGGGAAAUGCCCCAGAAUCAUCUGAUGCCCUCGGGACGCUUUUUAGGGGAUAUUUCUUUACGCUACCUGCACAUACAUACAGUCACAUAAAUGAACAUGCUAGGCUAAGGAUGGGUGGAGCAAAAAUGGCUGUCACCUACACCAUAGGCUAAGCGCGACUAAUUCGUAACGUCAUUCUCAAGUUAGGGUGAAGUGCGGCUUGAGAAGUCACGUGUAAGUGGAAACUGAUAUUUUUGGCCUGCUCUGUUUGUUGACUAAACAAAAACUUAACAGUACCACGGUACCAAAAUAGAUAUGUCAUUUUCAUUGGCAUAAUUAACAACGUCAUGCAUUGUCAUGGAAACUGCAUUUAGAGGCAACGCUAAAAGGAAACACCUGAGUGUCCAUGACUGUGCGGCUCUGCGCUGCAGCAGUGAGGGGACAUCCUCCCUCACCCAGCCUUUUACCAGCCGCCGCAGCAGCAGAGAUUUAAACAGGGGCCUCUACCCUCGGACUGCAAGGAAGAGAGGGAAGCCAGUAACAGGUCACUGUACAAUAAGCCCUCAUAAAAUGGCAGAAGGGAUGAUAGAGGAAGACAGUUGUAAUGGAGACGUGCUUGCUGAGGAGGAGGAACUGCUGUCCAGUGUCCCGGAAGACUUCUUUUUGGAGGACUUUGCCGAGGAAAUGGCAUCUAAAGAGGCUGUAUUGACAGCCAGUCGGAAACGAUCCUUUGAUUCUAAAGACGCUCAGGACUCUCAUAGCGCAGAGUUCAGUGACUGGGUUAAGAAGCCCUGGUCCGAAGGUAGAGCUCGUGGGCUCCUUGAAUCCAAGGAGGAGGAAGAGGAAAUUCCUGUUGAUCCACUUCCUGAUGUUCAUUAUGGACUUUUGGGAACUAGUCAGUUUCAGCGGGAUCCCCAGGGACACAUUAGCCACCUUCCAGAAGAACUCCUCAUGUCAAUCUUCAGUCACCUCCCUGCUCAAGAUCUCUAUCAACACAUCAGUGUUGUCUGCCAACGCUGGAGAGCCAUAGUUAAUGACCCAUUGUUUGUCCCCUGGAAAAAGCUGUACUUUCAGUUCAGGAAAGGAAAGAGCCAGGCUGUAAAAGAAAUUGAGCAGAUUCUCUCAGACAAUGACAUCACAGAGAACCAACAGCAGUGCGUGAUGAAUCUGGUGAAGUACAUGUCUCAGUUUAAACACAGCCGAAGUACACAACCAGAGGCCGUCCUGAAGUGUUUGAAAGAUCACCACUUGUACCCUCAGGCUGAAGCGUGUAUUUAUACCAGAAUGCCAGAGAAAAAAAUAGAUGGGGCUGUGAAUGUGUGGGCUGCCUUCGCUCUGAUUGUGCUUCUCUCAGAUGGUUUGAGAGACGUUCAUAAUCUAGUGACUUCCCUUAGAAGACCAAGCUCCACCUUGUCGCUCUCUGAGAUCUCCGAAAUGCUGCACUGCAUGGCAGUGCUGCUUUUUGCAAUGAGGGAGAAUGGAAUCAAUAUCAGCAGCAGGUUUCAUUACAACCUGUUUUAUGUUUUGCAUCUAAUGGAGAACUGUACCCCGAUCUCAAGAACACAAGGGUCUGGCAAGGGAGCAUCUGGUGUGGCAGAAAUAAAUCUUACUCAUGAACAGCAACAGAUCCUGAAUCAUGAAAUCACUAAGGGGCAUGUAGUCAAAAUCAUGGCGUUUGCAGGUACAGGGAAGACCUCCACUCUUAUAAAAUAUGCACAACAGAGACCCCACCUACGCUUCCUGUAUGCAGCUUUCAACAAGUCCGUGGCUGUGCAAGCCAAACGAAUGUUCCCAUCGAAUGUGGAUUGUAAGACCAUCCAUUCCAUGGCCUACCAGCAGGUUGGCUUCAUGUAUAAGAGGUAUAAGAAGCUGAACAUGAAUAGUUGCCUGAAGCCUUUCUCAGUGGCAUGGGUUCUACCUGAAGGAAGGGGGGGGUUUGUGAGGGCCAAGCUUGUCACCCAGACCCUGCAGACUUUCUUUGCUUCUGCAGAUCGUACAAUCACCAAAGACCAUGUCCCAAUGCAGUGCAAAAACACACGGGGAGAAAUGGAGCUGGUAGAACAUGCAGAGAAACUGAAAAUUGCACAUGAUGCAGAUGGACUCUGGGAGAAGAUGAAAUUGUUAAAAGAAACAAAAGAAUCCAGCUACCACAUGACACAUGACGGAUAUCUAAAACUUUGGCAGCUUAUGAGGCCAUGCCUCAGUCAAUAUGAUGUCAUCUUCAUUGAUGAAGCUCAAGAUUGCACUCCAGCAAUCAUGGAUAUCGUUCUUUCCCAGGCUUGUGGGAAGAUCCUGGUUGGAGACCCUCACCAGCAGAUCUACACCUUCAGAGGCGCAGUCAACGCCCUGUAUGAAGUACCCCAUACCCACAUCUAUUACCUAACACAGAGUUUCAGAUUUGGCCCGGAAAUUGCUUAUGUUGGAGCUACCCUUUUAGAUGUUUGCAAAAAAGUGAAGAAGACUCUGGUGGGAGGUAAUCAGGAAGGUAACGUAAGGGGAAACACAGAGGGGAAGAUUGCCAUUUUAUCCCGCUGCAACUCCACUGUUUUUGAUGAAGCAGUGAGGGUGACUGAAAGAGAGACGCCUCCAAAAAUCUACAUUAUUGGCGGUGUUGAUAGUUUUGGAUUAAGAAAAAUCUUGGAUAUCUGGAUACUGUUGCAGCCCGAGGAGGAACGGAAGAGAAAGAACUUGGAAAUAGUGGACAAAUUUAUCCGCUAUUUUGCUCGUAAGGAUGGCUACAGAGGCCUUAAGGAAUAUGUCUUUAAAGCUGAGGAUGGGGAGCUGGAAGGGAAGAUUUCUGUGGUGGAGAAAUAUACUUUCCGUAUCCCUGAGUUGGUACAAAGAAUAAAAGACUGUUCUGUCAUUGAUGUUACAUUUGCAGAUAUUGCUCUAGGGACUGUCCACAAAGCCAAAGGACUCGAGUUUGAUACAGUAGAAGUAACUGAUGAUUUUGCUAAAGUCCCAUGUGCCAGACAUAAUCUUCACAGAUUACCCAGAUUUAAUCUUGGGUCUGUUCCUGACGAUGAAUGGAACUUGCUAUAUGUGGCAGUGACGCGAGCUAAAAAGUCUCUGGUGAUGACCAAAUCCAUUGAAAACCUCCUCACACUGGCAGGGGAAUAUUUCCUGAGGUCAGAACUCACCAGCAACCUCUUCACAGAGGGCCAGCUGCCUCGCUGCACAGUGAGGGAGUGCCACAACACCGUGAGAGAGGAAGCAGUUCUCACAAUGAAGAAAGUGCCCAUAAAAUAUAGUGACAAAGUAGAUGUGGGCGGUUCUUUCUGCUCUACCUGUGUGGAGCAACGCCUGGGACCAAUUACAUACCUCACAGGUUCUGCAGAGCUUGUGAAAUCCAUGGAUUAUACGGUGGAGCAUGUAGACUUGCCAGCAAACAUAGCCCGGUUGCUUGCUCUGAUUUAGAAUUAUUAUUAUUAUUAUUAUUAUUAUUAUUAUUAUUUAUUUCUUAGCAGACGCCCUUGUCCAGGGCGACUUACAAUCGUAAGCAAAUACAUGGGGAGAUUUAAAGGUAUAUAUUUUCUUAUAUAGGGUUAGAAUAUAAAAAGGUUAUCUUAAUAAAACGAAUAUGGGUCCAAGACUUUGGACAAAAAGGCUUCCCUCUUUUACUCUAUUGCCUAUAUUUGACUCUCUUGCUAUAUCACAAGACCUUUCAGUGCAUUAAGUAUAUACAGCCCACAUUACAUAACCUAGCAGUAUAUUGGGCAUAUAAAGCCCACAUCACAAAAAAAUUGUGUACCAAUGUCUACAACUCUCAACGCAUAGACUGUCUGGCCAAUGGGUUCCGAAUUGUUUUUAUCAGUAAGUGGGUGGGGUUGGGACUGUCUGUUGUGAGAGUUAACAUAAAUCUGUCCCUCUGCAACACUGCCUCUAGUAUGAAAUGCAACAUAGAACAAAUGUGCUAUUUCUUACGUCCACUUGGGGCAGUGUUUGCAGGGGGAAAGCUUAAUGAUUGCAAACUGAUGUAGCAGGGUGCGAGACAUGUUUGAGAGCUGUAUUAAUUCCACAGGGUUUGCUUGAAACUUCCAAGUUUCAAAACUAACGAGGACGUGGUGACUGAAACAGAAAAGUAUGUUCAAAGUGAAACUAAACAUCAAGAAUAAUACAAAAGUUUAAGAUAAUUUCAUACACAAACACGUUGCUCUUUUAAGUGGGUUCAGAGCCAAGGCAGAUGACCAGAUUUUCAUGGAACACUCACAAACAGCUUUUUUUUGUCUAAUUCAUAACAUCUGCAUCUGUCCCAUGCCACAGCCAGAUGGAAAAUUGAUUGUUUAGCACUCCUUUAAGAAUGUGGACUAUCAUCUGAUCUGGAGAUGCAAUAUGUACAAAUUAAAUUCAGUUAAUCAGGAUUGACCAGAACAAAAGGCCUUUUAUUGCUUGACGUUUUUGCUUCCUGUUUUUGAAGACUUACAGCUGUGGCAUGACUGCAGUAUAGCUACGGAAUUUGUGAAGUUUUCAGUUGUCUUAGGAGUGGUCUGUAGCACUAAAUCAGAAAAGCAUUCAAUGACAUUUGAUUUGUAUUUGUUCUGUGUUGUGUGUUUUUUUUAUUUUUUAUUAAAUAUUUAGUGAAAGCA